Molecule: messenger RNA, 882 nt
Organism: Symbiodinium pilosum
Lineage: Eukaryota; Dinophyceae; Suessiales; Symbiodiniaceae
Source: the annotation of a GenBank genome assembly
GUAGGCGGCACCGAUGACGCCGACGACGUCUUUGGUCCAACCCCACGGCACGCGGACGAGCAUGUGGGCGCCCCACAACAUCGCCCGCGCGCCAAAGCUGCGCCAGCUGUGUCAGCCGUGGCGGACGCCGACGAGGUCUUUGGGACGACGCCGCGGAAGGCCUCUGGUGGCUACGAGCCCAAGGACUCGCCUCCGCCAGCAGCACCCGCAGCCACCUCUGACGCCAAAAAGCCCAAGUUUGGGGCUUUGCCAGGCGUACCAGGACAGGCCAAAGCGCCUGCAGAGAUGCCUGCACCAGCUCCCCCAAGUGCUGGUGCACCGAUGCCGCCUGAAGCAGCUCCGGCUCCUCCGAGUCCAGUGGCUGUCCAUGAGCCAACAUCCGCAGCACCUUUGCCAGAUACCUCAGCAGCUGGAGCCCAGAGUUCCCCUGCGCAGGUUCCAGCAGCGCUGAAAGCUGCGCUUCCACGAGCACCAGUGCCCACGUCACUUCCGGCAAAGGCCCCGGAGCCUCCUGUGGAGGCAUCUGCAUCUGCUGGCUACCAGGAUGCAGCCAAAGGGAUGCCGGAAUCAUUGAGAGCUCCGCUUCCCAAAGCGCCCCUGCCGAAGGCUCCGCUGCCCCAACCACCACUUCCACAAACGCCAGCAGCAGCACCUGCACCUCCAACUCCACAUGACAGCCCAGAAGAGCCGCCCAAGACAGAUGCGCCCUCGGACUCCCACAAGAUGGAGCAGAGGGCUUCAGCGCCCCUUCCCCCCACUCCAGCCCCUGCACCACCAACCCCAACAGCAGCACCCGAAGCUGUGAAGGCUCCCAAAGCCAAGUUUGCUCCUCUGCCAGCUGCUCCGCAGCCUGUGGCACCCACCAAACCGGCGGCAAAGGAG